Penicillium expansum is the source of this 939-nucleotide messenger RNA. RefSeq names its product Aminoglycoside phosphotransferase. NCBI's taxonomy places the organism in Eukaryota, Fungi, Ascomycota, Eurotiomycetes, Eurotiales, Aspergillaceae. The record is from RefSeq and is a predicted model, not a curated record. The coding region runs from base 1 to 939 and encodes 312 amino acids. The transcript has 3 exons.
AUGGGUGGCCUCCAUCUAGCCAGAAUACUUGAAUUUGACGACGGCACGAAAUGGGUAGCACGGAUUCAACAGCACAAACUCACCAGCGAACUCGAGAAACGACUUCUCCAUGAAAUCCACACACUCUCCAUCCUCCACGAACAAACAGACGUCCCCGUCCCGGAAGUCUACGGCUACGAGACCAACCCAGACGUUAUCGGUCGUGCAUUCAUGAUAAUGGAGUUCAUUCCCGGAAACACAGGAACGGACUUUACGGGGCCGGGUAGUGCAGCCAUGUCAACAAUCCGGUUCCCGAAAAUCGGCAUGGUCGCCAAGCGCAACGAUGGCACAUACGAAAUUGAAGCAAUACCAGGUCUAGGAGGACCGUUCGACACAGCAACUGAGUAUUUUGCAGCAUGGGGGGAGCACACCAAAUUCCCGGAAUCAGAAAUAUGGAUGAGAGAUCAUCUACCGGAAGAAUAUGCGGAUGAGAUCAUCGCCUCGACGGGUGAUUACCCACGACGGAUCAAAGAGCAGAGAUUCGAAAUCACAGUUCGAAAUGAGGGGCCUUUCCCACUGAGACAUACCGAUUUCCUGCAUAGCAAUAUCAUUGUCGAUGCCGAGUUUAAUGUACUGUCUAUUAUUGACUGGGAAAAUGCAGGCACGGUUCCCUGGGAGAGGGUGGAAUUCCCGACAUUUCUUAUAAAGCUUCCUCCUGCACUGGAUUUUCCGUGGAAAUAUGGUGCCGAUGGGAAACCGCUGGAUGAUGAUAGAAGGAAGGUCUGGGAGGAACGAGAGAGGUAUGUGCGAAGCGUUGUAGAGGCCGAGAAACUGAUGGGUCCCACCAGAGUAAGUGACAGUAAAGAACGAACGGACACCAAGGAUGCAGCCAAUGGCAAAGAGUUGUACAAGUGUGAGAACGCCAAAUUGGGUCUAUACAGCGAAUGGAAGAAAGAGUAG